AUGUUCCUCGCCGGCGCCCCGAUGGAGCCCACGGAGACGGCGAUGCCGAAGGAGCUUGGUUGGGUCAUGGUGCCCAACCUCGGAGGCCUCGCCGGCUACUACAUCGUGUGGAGGAAGCACGACAACUUGCCGGCCAGAUGCCGCGUGGCCCGGCCGUUGCCGUUGUCCUUUCCGAGCGCCGUGGGCCAGGUGGUUUUGUGGACCGUCUUCAACUCGACCAUGGGCUACGCGGCGUUCCUGGCCUUUCGCGACGGUGGGGGCCUGCAGGGACCGGCCCGCCCGUCCGUCGUGCUGUUCGCGGCCAGCCUCGGCUACAACUGGGCCUGGCCUCCCCUCUUCUACCACUGCAAAUAUUACGCCCUAGCGAUGCUGGACAUCACCCUGCUCUGUGGCAGCGUUGUGAUGCUCGGCCACGCUUACCUGCCCAUCAACAGGCACGCAUCCAAGCUCAUGGCGCCAUGCUUCCUGUGGACAUUCACUGCCGCCCUGUUCAACUACAGCGUCUGGAGAUGCAAAAAACACUACUGCUCAUUUUAG
This is a messenger RNA of Ixodes scapularis (black-legged tick), 537 nucleotides long. RefSeq names its product translocator protein-like. The record is from RefSeq and is a predicted model, not a curated record. The transcript is spliced from 3 exons. Bases 1 to 537 code for a protein of 178 amino acids. Gene Ontology annotation, cellular component: mitochondrial outer membrane. NCBI's taxonomy places the organism in Eukaryota, Metazoa, Arthropoda, Arachnida, Ixodida, Ixodidae.